CAGCUUCCCACGUGGUCCGCAGGGCGGGCGCAUCUCAACUAGUUGAACGUGCAACUUUUAGGGAGGCAAACAAUCGGAUCCACUGGCAGUUGCACUUGCACAUCCGUGUCGGAUACUCCCCAACAGGAAACACCGACCUGCGAGUCAGGAGGCGCUUCUUCUCUGGUUGGCAUCCAGAUCGCUCCCGUCGGUGCGUGGCGUAAACCCGGUGCGCACUGCUGCUGCCCCUUGUUCCAAGACUAAUUUAAGACAGCGCUUUGAACCCUGAGCCUAGUGUGCUGGAGCUGGGUCUUGUGAAUGCGUUAAGAGCGCUGCUUAGUUGGUCCAAAGAAGCUCAUUACAGUUUUGGUUGCAGAACUACACCAACAAAUCAAAAGUUGUUUUUGGUAAUUUUUUCUUUUCACCAAGAGAACUUUGAAGCAGGAUUUCAUUAUGGAUACAGCCCGCGACUCUAUCGGGGAGAGUAAGCCGGUGUGUCAGUGUGCCCCAAAGUCUGCGGUCCGGCGGUGGCUGCCAGGUUUUCCAGUCGUUUUGUGCAUGCUGAUGUCCCUGAGCUCCAUCACCGUGUGUCUUCUGAUGAGCUUCAAGACCCUCCAGCUGGAGAGCCGACUGCAGAUGGAGAUGGACAAAGCGUCCAUCUUCCACCCGCCGCACAGGGCUUUUCUAAACGAGGAUGGGACCUUAAUUCCAGAGCUGAGCACCUCAAUAGGAAAGCUCGUGGAGGAGAAAGUGGUGGUGCUGAUGCCAAAAAUGCGGACUGCAAGGGAUGUUGGCCAAGAGUGCUCCUGUCCUCCAGGGCCUCCAGGAAAACGUGGAAGAAUGGGAAGGAGAGGGGAACCUGGACCUCCUGGCAAGGUUGGACGGGAUGGAUACCCGGGUCCACUUGGAUUGGAUGGUAAACCAGGUUUACCAGGUCCUAAAGGAAGCCAGGGACCAGCCGGACCCAAGGGAGAAAAGGGUGACCAAGGAGACAUUGGGCCACGGGGUCCCCCUAACUACAGCACAUAUGCAGGCCUGCACAGUAAUCAGAUUCUCACUGUCAAGGGCGAUCAGGGCCAGGCUGGACCCGCUGGUCCUCCUGGUCCCCCAGGUCCUCCUGGUCCCCGUGGCCCCCCUGGGAACACAGGCAAGGAUGGGCCCCGUGGCCCUGCUGGAGAGUCGGGUUUUCCAGGUCGUGAUGGCGUUGAGGGACCACAGGGAUUGCCUGGGAAGCCGGGAGAAGAUGGUGAGCCCGGCAAUCCAGGGCCACAGGGUCCUCCAGGGGCAAAGGGCGAGCCAGGAAUAGGAGAAAAGGGAGAGAGAGGCCUGGAUGGGCUCCCAGGAUUAAAGGGUGACAAAGGGGAAACAGGAGAGCAAGGACCAGAGGGACCCACGGGUUAUCCUGGUGAAAAAGGCACCGCAGGCUCCUCAGACAUCAUUGACUUCAAUGGGAAGCUUCUAGAUGCUUUUCAGGCCAUCAACACCAUCAGUGUUUCGGGCCCACCUGGACCACCUGGACCCCCAGGGCCUCCAGGGGAAAAGGGUGAGCUCGGUUUACCUGGCCCAGCGGGAGUUGAUGGGGAGAAGGGACCUAAAGGUGACAUGGGUGAGACAGGACCACCUGGCGAGAGAGGGGAGAAGGGAGAGAUGGGGCUCUCUGGGCCUACUGGUAUGGACGGACAGAAAGGAGAGAAAGGCGACUGCAGACUGGAUGACAACCUGGUUCAGAUGAUUUCCCAACCAGGCCCACCUGGCCCACCUGGCCCACCAGGAGUUCCCGGGUCCCCUGGAUCCACGGGGCUGCAUGGGAUGCCUGGUCCUAAGGGUGAGCCGGGAGUCGGGAUAAAGGGAGAGAAGGGUGACAUUGGUGCACCUGGACCCAGGGGACCUGAUGGCCACCAGGGUCUACCUGGAUCUGCAGGGUUAGUGGGUCUUCCAGGUGCAAAGGGAGAAAAAGGCAGACCAGGGGAGCCUGGACUAGAUGGUUUCCCAGGUCUGACGGGAGAGAAAGGUGACCGAGGGGAAAGAGGAGAGAAGGGUGACAGGGGAGCAGUGGGAAAGAGAGGUCUAAAGGGCCAGAAGGGAGAGCAGGGUCCUCCAGGCUUGGAUCAGCCUUGUCCUGUGGGACAAGAUGGGCUGCCCAUACCCGGCUGCUGGCACAAGUGAUGACUAACCAGCAGCAUGGAAUCUGUACAUAUUGAUCUGAGAUCCAGUGUUGUUGAGAAUGCUGCUGUGCUUUUGAAGACAAGAAACUGAACUGGCAGUUGGACUCUUACUUAGAAGGACAGUCCAGAUGACAGUGUUGGAGUGCCUUACUAACAAAGUCUGACUUGCUGCCUGAUUGUAAUGAUGAACGCUGUUUGGGAAUGACGGUGUGUGCCCCCCGGUCUCACAGACUGAUGGAUCCUUGGAUUGAUGGACAGAUCUCUUGGCAGAUGGAGGAGUGUGGGUCAGUACUCUCUUCUCUCUGUGUUUUCUGAAAGGAGGAGAUGGCGAGGCAGAAGCUCAAACGCAAGCGUCUCUCUCAGCCCUGAAGGGGGGUGCGGGGCCUGGUAGAGGAAAAAAAAAAGGACAUGUUGACAAGCAGAGGGCACGAGGGGGCAGGUUGGCCUCCGUGUCAUACUGAACACUCAGAUUCUCCGCUAGGGAAACUCUCCAGGAGGGAGCGACAGAGAACACCGCAUCUCCACAUUCACCUGGGAAGAGAAGACACACGUGACUGAUGAAGUUAAGCGACAGUUUGAUAAGUCUUUUGGGAGUCAAUGAUGUCACUGGCACAUAAGGAAGGAUUUACUGCACGGAUACAUUGAACAUGUUACGGAGAUCUCUUGUACGGCUCUUUUCUAAAGGUUUUCACUAAUUAAAUGCAUGAUCAUAACAAGGCGCAGUGUUGUUUAGCAUCCUGACAGCUUGUAUGACUUGUGGUCCCUCAUUGCAACAUCAAGUGACAGUAGAUUCGUUUUUAUUUGCAGUAAGCAGUCUUUAAUAGUCUUUCCAUUUGAACAAGCCACUCGGAAAAGUCAGUAAGUCGACCUUUUUUAUGGCUUACACUUGCAGCAGUGGUGACUUGUGUGUUGUUUUAUUUUAUUCUGUUAUAUUCAUAUCUGAUUUUGUCCAGUGACAUUUUGCAUUCCUAUGCAUUGACAUGUUUGUGGAAUAUAUAGAUAGUGAAACUAAAACUAAAAGACCAGAUCUGAAGGAACCAUUCACAGUAUUCAUGUUAAAUCAGUGUUCCAGUGUUUCAACCAUGGAGCCGGUCGACUCCAGCAUUAUACCGUUUCAUGUUUUAGUUCUUUAAACAGAUGUUUGCCAAUCAAAUCCUUUUCUUAAUAAUUUUCAGCAUCAGUGAUCAUUAUCUUUUAAUCACAGAUGAAGACAUGUUAAAUUACUGUUGCCAGUUUUACUGUUUUAAGUUCCUGCUGCUGACUUAAAUGUGUGUUGUUUGUUUGAUAUUUUUGAACCAAUAUUAGUCAUUGGGACUGAUGGACUAACAGACUUAAGUAUGAAAAUUGAAACAAAUGUAUACAAAACAAUUGAUUUUUUUUUUUGUGGUAAUUAUUCAUUUCAAUUCAGCAAUACACCUUAGCACAGUGGUUUAUAACUGUAAGUUAUGAGGUGUUUUUUGUGUGUGCUUUCUUUCAACAAGUUUUAGUCUUUGUAAUACAUUUUUAAUACAUUUUUUUCUCAGAUGGAAUCAUUUUGGUGCUUAAAUAUUUUUUAAGAACUCUUAUCUACCUGUUUAAAGCUAUACUCUUCAUACACAUGCACACUAUGCUCAGCAAAACAACACACGUACACAGACACACAUGCAUCAUGGCUACACGUAUACAGGACAGAUUACAUGGAAUCAUUAUUUGGUUCUGUUUACAUGUGUAGAAAUACAUUUACAUUAAUGGGAAAUAGUAUUACUUUUUCUUAGUAGACAUCUGUAUAUUCUACAUUGAUAUUAGUUGCACUUUUUUUAUACAAUAUGAAUAAUAUUAAGCAAUCAUCUUUUUUUAAGGCAGAGUGCGUGUUCAGGUUAAUAACUAGUCAUGACUUACCAGCAAGCAUUUACAGAAUUUUCAUUGUUAGCCUGAAUAUGAACAAUCACACUAUUUUAUUGGUUGAUUAUCUUCAGUCACCGUCAACAUGCAGGCUGCUAUACAUUUUUAAUUCCAUUUCUUGUCCACAACCACAAACCUUGCAAUAUUUGCAGAAUAUCAAACAGUAGCUUUAAGUAAUAUUAGUGUUGUUUGAAAUACUUUUUUUUUAAGUUCUUAAUCUGAUUUCAGACAGGAUCUUCAAAUUAAUCAUAAGAACACAAACAGAUAAGUAAUAUGUGAAAAAAUGAAAAUAGAAUUUUCUAUUCCAAUUAGGUAAAAUUGUUCAAAGAUAAAUUUAGUAGAAGGAUAACAGUGUUGGUUCAGUAUGAGAAAACGCAGUAUAUUGAUAAUACUAACUUCUUCUCUGUAAUUAAAGCUAGCUGACCUGUUAAAUGGCACACGUUAUGUUGCAAUAGUCAUGUUGCAGGCCACAUUUCCCUGCAGUGGUAGUUCUUGUUUAGGUCUGAAAUGACAAUGUGCAACAUCUCUGAUCAGUUUUAUUUUUGCAAAGAUCCUUUUACAUUAUAUCUGCAAAGUGCCAAAGUUGUAUUACUGACAUCACAAAAAAAACAAUUUCCAUAUCAGUGGCAUAAACUUGAUGUAAAGUCCUUUUUUUUUUUUUUCACUUCAGAAGGGUUUGUAAGAAAGUUUAGUGCAUCAUAUAUUACUGCAAGAGUUAAAGGUAUUUCUAUGAAACAAAUAUCUGUAAAUGAGUUGCAUAUCUUUAAGCUAAGACAGAAUAGCUGACACACAAACUUUAUUUGCGAAUCAUGUUGAGUGAGAAAUUAUAUCGAAAGCAGAAUGGUUUCCCUGCAAAUCACGCAGGUCUUCAGGCAUUAUUUUACUGGAAACUGAUGGUUAUCUGUCACUUAACAUUAUUAUAUGUGUUUAUUUCUUUUGCAGAUUCUAUCAGUUUCCGUUUGAAGGCUUAAUGAAGCCAAUAAAUGGCACAAUAUCUGAAUACAGUUUGAUGUUUUAGCAAUCAUAUAUCACAGUAUUAGCUUGACUUUGUGAGAAUGUUUUUCGGUUGUGUAUUUGGUUGUAAAAGAAUUAAGCUAUUUUUGUAAUUACUUGUCUAAAUAUGUAUAACUUGAAAUCUGGUUAACUAAACAUGUAGACUGAAAUAAACUCUCUGGUUUUAUGGUUUCUUGUCCAUUAAAUCAUAUAUAA
Messenger RNA from Xiphias gladius (swordfish), 5234 nucleotides. It is a transcript of the gene col23a1a, whose product is annotated as collagen type XXIII alpha 1 chain a. The transcript is spliced from 32 exons. The record is from RefSeq and is a predicted model, not a curated record. NCBI's taxonomy places the organism in Eukaryota, Metazoa, Chordata, Actinopteri, Istiophoriformes, Xiphiidae. Bases 433 to 2145 code for a protein of 570 amino acids.